GCCAAAGUUAUUUUUAUUAUCCAAGAUGAUAAUUCAGUCUUUCCAGCUCCACGAAGCCGGAAUGCUCCGCCCCAUCGCCACCGCCCCUUUGGCGUCUCCCCAUCCCAUCAAAUUCAGCUCCCUCCACCGCCUAACCCUCCACAAUCCCCUCAUACCAAAUCACCAAAUCCUAAAGAAACGAUUCACCCCAUCAACACCAACCCUCACAAAAUUCAGCACCACUUGUCACCUCUCCGCACAAUUCGACGAAUUCUCCGGUAGCGACUGGGAAUUCGGCGACGAAGAAAUCAUAGAUGCCGCCGAAGACGACGAGGGCUGCCCGUGGGAAGGCGCGGUUAUGUACAGAAGAAACGGCGCCGUAUCGCAUUUGGAGUACGGCACCACUCUUGAGAGCUUGGGCUUAGCAAAGGUCUCUUCGGGCCUGUCCAAAACUCGGGCUUUCGAAAUGGGCUUGCGGCUGGUGAAGCCCGUGGCGGAUUUCCCGGACGGGACGCCGGUUUUGAUCUCGGCGGAUGUGACAAGGAGGAAGCAGAAGCUGAGGCUGGAUGGAAUCGUCCGGACCGUCAUUGCUCUCAAUUGUAAUAGGUGUGGCGAGCCAGCUGCUCAGAGCGUCUACUCAAACUUCACGCUUCUACUGUGUGAAGAGCCCAUAGCCGAACCGGAGACCAUAAACAUGGGUAUGAUAUUCGGGGAAGAGAAGUUCAACACUUUCGAAACAGGGGAUGAUGAUGAUGCCUCUGUCGACAUAGACGAUCAGCUGCAUUUUCCUCCAGAAGAGAAAGUCAUCGACAUCUCAAAGAACAUACGAGACCUCAUACACAUUGAGAUCACCAUUAGCGCCGUCUGCGAUCCUAACUGCAGAGGUUUGUGCCUGAAAUGUGGAGCCAAUCUCAACAACAGCAAGUGCACAUGUAGGCAGCAGAAGGCUGAGGAGAAAGCUCAUGGACCCCUUGGAAAUUUAAGAAAACAAAUGCAGCAAACAUGAUAUUGGCAUUUGUCUUCUUCUCUUUGAUGUUUAGUGACAUUAUUAUUUGAAUAUAAAUUGAAGUUUAUAUGAGCAUAUUCUUAUGGAACAGCUAGUAACAUGAUAUCAGUAAAUUUGUUCUGUUAUAAUU
This is a messenger RNA of Salvia hispanica, 1115 nucleotides long. Its product is annotated as BTB/POZ domain protein, putative (DUF177). Lineage: Eukaryota; Viridiplantae; Streptophyta; Magnoliopsida; Lamiales; Lamiaceae. The record is from RefSeq and is a predicted model, not a curated record.